UUGUUUCUCUCUCUAAACGCGCCUUUCGGUUUUCAUUCAAAGUUAAAAAAAAAAACUAAACUAAACUAAACUAAACAAACCCAUCUGAAACGGUACCAACAGCGACCUAUUCAUCAAACCCCAAAGCCCCAUCUCUCUAUAACUUUCUCUCUCUAAAAACCCAGAAGUUGAAAACAAGUUCUGUCUGUGUUUUUUCCAUGGAAGACGAAGUGGACCCAGUAUCGCUUUUCUUGAGUCUAGAGCAGUGGCAAGACCCAGAUGAGUUUUCACUUCUGCAGGACUUUCCACCGUCACAGCCUCCGCCGGAGACUUUCAUGGUGGGUUUCAUAAUGGCGAAAAUAGUUGGAAUCCAAUACUACUCGGGCACUAUAAGCGGUCGAGAAAUGGUGGGUUUGGUUCGCGAGCCUCUCAAUACUUACGACCCAAACGCUAUCAAGGUUCUCAACACUCGCACCGUCCAAGUCGGCCACAUCGAACGCAACGUCGCCUCGGUCUUGGCGCCUUUGAUCGACUCUCUUGCGAUUCACGUCGAAGGCAUUGUGCCGAACACUCGUGAGGCUGGGAAUAGGUUCAAGAUUCCUUGCCAGGUCCACGUUUUCGCGAGGGCCGACGCGUUUCAGACCGUGAAAUCGGCUAUUUCGCGAGGUGGGUUGCACUUGAUUUCGGAUUCUGACCCGUCUUUUACUCUGUCGGAGGCGGCGGUGGUGAAGGAGAAGAAGAAGGGUGUUGAGGAAUUCAAGAGCGUGGACGAAAUUUUCAAGCUUGUGGACGAGAAUGCGAGCAAGAAAGGUCGUUUGGAAGGUUUGGAACCGCCCCAGAAUGUGAUCAAAUCGAAGCUCUUUAAGCAUCAGAAAGAAGGGUUGGGGUGGUUGGUUAAUAGAGAGAAUUCGAACGAAUUGCCUCCGUUUUGGGAGGAGAAAGAUGGAAGUUAUGUCAAUAUAUUGACGAAUUUUAGUACUGAAGUGCGGCCCGAGCCUUUGCGUGGUGGGAUUUUCGCGGAUGAUAUGGGGUUGGGUAAGACUCUAACUUUGCUGUCUUUGAUUGCCUUCGAUAAAUUUGAUAGUGCUUCUGUUAAUGAAAUUCGUAGUGGUAGCGUAGAUUUAGAAAACUUAGAUGAAAUAGGUGAGGAGGAUGGGGAUAGUAGCAAGAAGGGUAAGAGAGGUAGAGUAAGUAAGAAGGGUACUUUGUCACGGAAGAAACGUAAAAUUAAUGAUGCAAGAUUAGAUGCCAAUGUAAUAAGGAAGUCUGCUGGUGUUUGCGAGGGCUCUUCUAGUAAUUUUGUUAUCAAGACAACUUUAAUUGUCUGCCCGCCUUCUGUAUUUUCGACAUGGGUAACACAGCUUCAAGAGCAUACUUGGCGAGGAAAGUUGAAAGUGUAUAUGUAUUACGGGGAGAGAACAAAUGAUGUUGAGGAGCUUAAGAAGUAUGAUAUAGUAUUGACGACGUAUAGUACACUGGCUGCUGAAGUUCAACGGCCAUGGUCCCCUGUGAGUAAGAUUGAGUGGUGGCGGGUCAUUUUGGAUGAGGCACAUGUGAUAAAGAAUGUGAAUGCUCGACAAAGUGAAGCUGUCACUGACUUGAAAGCCAAGCGGAGGUGGGUUGUUACGGGAACACCAAUUCAGAAUGGCUCAUUUGAUUUGUUUUCUUUGAUGUCAUUCUUGCGGUUUGAGCCAUUUUCAAUUAAGAGCUAUUGGCAAAGCUUGGUACAGCGUCCACUUUCUCAGGGGGACCAAAAGGGCCUCUCACGUCUACAGGUUCUAAUGGCAACCAUUUCUUUGCGAAGAACAAAAGACAAGGGACUGGUUGGGUUGCCACCUAAAACUAUAGAGAUUUGUUAUGUGGAACUUUCUAAAGAAGAACGUGAAUUGUACGACAAUAUGGAAGGGGAAGCUAAGAGUGUUUUCCGGAAUUAUUUUAAUGCUGGUCGACAGAUGCCCAACUACUCAGCUGUACUUAGUAUACUCCUACGACUUCGCCAGAUAUGUAUUGAUUUGGCGUUGUGCCCUUCAGAUCUCAAAUCGUUACUUCCUGAUCACAAUAUUGAAGAUGUAUCCAACAACCCGGAGUUGCUGAAAAAGAUGGUUGAGGUACUGCAAGAGGGUGAAGAUUUUGACUGUCCAAUUUGCAUGUCACCACCAACCAAUAUUGUAAUUACACGCUGUGCUCACAUUUUUUGCCAAGCUUGUAUUUUAAAAACUCUACAGCGCAAAACCUGCUGCCCCCUUUGUCGCCGUCCUGUGCAACAGUCUGACCUGUUCACAGCCCCUCCAGAAAAUUCUGAUGCUGAUGAUGCUGGAGUAUCCUCUUCAAAAACAACAGCAUCUUCGAAAGUUUCCACUCUUCUAAAACUUCUUGUGGAAUCAAGAGAUCAAAACCCAGCUAUAAAAUCAGUAGUAUUUUCACAGUUCCGAAAGAUGUUGAUAUUACUUGAAAAGCCACUGAAAGAUGCUGGUUUCAAAAUUUUGCGCUUAGAUGGGUCUAUGAAUGCAAAGAGAAGGGCUAAUGUAAUUGAAGAAUUUGCAAUUCCUGGACCAGAUUCACCCACAGUUUUGCUUGCAAGUCUUAAGGCCUCAGGAACAGGUAUAAACCUCACAGCUGCUUCUAGAGUCUACUUGUUGGAGCCAUGGUGGAACCCAGCUGUUGAGGAUCAGGCAAUGGAUCGGGUUCACCGGAUUGGACAGAAGGAGGAUGUGAAGAUUGUGAGGUUGAUAGCCCGAAACAGCAUUGAAGAGAGGAUAUUAGAGUUACAGGCGAGAAAGCAGAAACUUGCAAGAGAAGCUUUUGGAGGUAGGGGUCCAAAGGAUAGGAGGGAGAUUGGUUAUGAAGAUCUUCGUGUCCUCAUGUCUCUAUAAGCUCUUUUGAGCGUAGCUUGUACAUGUGAGACUGUGAGUGCUACAUAUUACAUGUCUUCAUGUCUUUAUGAGCACAUUUUGCGCUUAUUGUACGUGUAAGUGCUACAAUAUAACAUGUACAUGUUUUGUACUCCCUUUUAUGUAAUGGAACUUGUGCAUGCAUCUAUAUACAAAUUCAAAUCUAGUUUGGAUACA
Molecule: messenger RNA, 3047 nt
Organism: Quercus lobata
Lineage: Eukaryota; Viridiplantae; Streptophyta; Magnoliopsida; Fagales; Fagaceae
Product: DNA/RNA helicase protein
Exons: 3
Coding region: 198-2852 (884 amino acids)
Biological process (GO): DNA repair
Cellular component (GO): nucleus
Molecular function (GO): nucleic acid binding; ATP binding; zinc ion binding
Source: RefSeq, a predicted model, not a curated record